GAGCUCAGCCCUCCUCGCGCUGUCUGUAUCGAUGAAGUUGUUUCAAAGAUGGCGGACUUCCUGCCGUCCCGCUCCGUCUUAUCUGUAUGUUUCCCUAACUGUCUCCUCACAAGCGGCGAGGUGGAACAGUUACGGAAAUCUAAAGAGAUAGACAAGUGUAUUAAUCGAGAUAAGACGUAUGUAAAGAGGCUAGUAAAGAUCUUAUUGCUCGGAGCGGGCGAGAGCGGCAAGUCCACUUUCCUCAAGCAGAUGCGCAUUAUCCACGGGCAGGACUUCGAUCAGAAGGCCAAAGAAGAGUUCAGAGCCACGAUUUUUAGUAAUGUUAUAAAAGGUAUUCGAGUGUUGGUGGACGCUCGAGAGAAGUUACACAUCCCAUGGGGCAAAACGUCCAACCAGCGACACGGAGACACCAUGAUGGCGUUUGACACCCGGUCUGCGAUGGCCCACGGUCACGGCAUGGUGGAACAUAAAGUUUUCCUGCACUACCUGCCGUCCAUCCGGGCCCUAUGGGCUGACGAAGGCAUCCAGAACGCUUACGACCGCCGACGAGAGUUCCAGCUGGGGGAGUCAGUCAAGUAUUUCCUGGACAAUUUGGAUAAGCUCGGACAGUCGGACUACCUCCCCAGCCAACAGGACAUCCUCCUGGCCAGAAAGCCCACUAAAGGCAUCCACGAGUACGACUUCGAGAUCAAGAACGUGCCCUUCAAGAUGGUGGACGUGGGCGGUCAGCGCUCAGAGAGGCGGCGCUGGUUCGAAUGCUUCGACUCCGUCACUUCCAUCCUUUUUCUCGUCUCCUCCUCUGAAUACGACCAGGUGCUGAUGGAGGACCGGCAGACCAACCGGCUGAGCGAGUCCCUCAACAUCUUCGAGACCAUCGUCAACAACCGGGUGUUCAGCAACGUCUCCAUAAUCCUGUUCCUGAACAAGACGGACCUGCUGGAGGAGAAGGUGAAGCAGGUGUCCAUCAAAGACUACUUCCCCGAGUUCUCGGGCGACCCCACGAGCCUGGCGGACGUCCAGGGCUUCCUGGUGGAAUGCUUUCGCAAGAAACGCCGCGAGCAGCAGCAGAAGCCGCUCUACCAACACUUCACCACGGCCAUCAACACUGAGAACAUCCGGCUGGUGUUCCGCGACGUCAAGGACACCAUCCUGCACGAUAACCUCAAGCAGCUGAUGCUGCAGUGAGGGGACUGACCAGGACGAGGAGGAGGAGGAGGAGGAGGAGGAGGGAUUGGUGGAGGCAGACGGAAAGUGGGUGUCAAGGUGCCUUUUUCCUUACCCCCUCCCACCACAACCACUACCACCACAGCCACCAGCCCGUAAGGAGAGCGGGCAGAGUCCCUCCACCCAUGCGUCCUCCUUCCCUGACUUUGAACCGCUCCUCACUUUUGAACUUUGACUGUGUAUUAAAGCCACCACUACUACCGCCAUUUCCCCCCACGCUUGCUCUCUGCCUUACUGAGCUUGUUCACUGUGACUUAUAACAGCCACCUUUGGCUCAGAGCCCCACCCAUCCUCCCUCCGACCCUUGAAACCACUGUAAAAGCCCUCUAACCCCCCGCCCCCUCCGCUCUCUGCAGUGGAUCUCCCCGACAUCUUUCACGGUUCUUCUUCUGUACGUGUCGCUCUAAUUCACACCCACACACACUGUCCUCCUUCUAUGCUGCUCCGACCACUGUUGCUAGGGAGGGAGGGGGAGGGGCUUGUCGCUAAAAUCGUCGUUGCUGAGUAGCCGAAGUUGAAGCCACCCGUCGGCGAUGGCGUCACCCGCGACUGUUGCCAGGUGUUGCCUUCCUUUUUCAUAACUUCUUUAGUUUUGUUUCUGGUUUUUACAUCUGCUCUCCGCUGGCACUUGGUGAUGACGACACCACUGGGCCGGGUUAGGGAUUUCCUCUUAGGGCAGUGGAACGGGAAAGAACAAGGCUAACACACACACACACACACACACACACACACACACACACACACGCACACACACACGGAUAGGAAUUCCUGUUCCGACGUCCACUUAAUUGUAGUUUUCUAAUCAUUUUGUUUCUUUUUCUAAUAUAUGAAUAUACUGUAUGUACCUAUGCAUUUUUCUUUAACUUAUAUUUUAUAGGGGUUUACACUUUGUGGAUUUGUGACUGCUGAUGGACUCUGUUACAGUUAAUUAAAGGGGGAGGGGGGGGAAGGGAGGUGUACUGGAAAGAGAGCACAGACACAAACACAUUAGACCACUCGUAAAACGACUCAUCAGGCCAGCCAGUGCAGCAGGGUUAGGAGUGACACGUUGUAUUUUGCGGUUUCUCAGGGCACGUUGUGAACCACUUCUCUUUGAAGCCAGCUAGAACUGUCACGCCUCUACUCCACCCCCCAAACGAGUCGAAUGACAGAUCUCACGGUGUCUUUUCUCCUCAGAAGACGCUUUAUACUUUUUAAAAAAGUUGUGCCCAGGCCAUCUUCAACCAGGAACAUGUUUUACCAACCCUCCCGCAGUUAACGUGCUUUACCUAAUCCAGAGAACUAACUAACAUGUUGCUUCUGUCGAUCUUUGAUUUUUGUCGACGUAGCAAAGUGGGCAAGACAAAAAAUAGUCUCCGAAAAUCCCUGUAACGGGUCUGAAAGACACGAAGCCACGAAAAGCACCGGUUGGCCUGUAUGUUUUGGUGGCCGCCUGCCGCUGCACGCCCACUGUGUACAGUCGUGCAAGCAAACAGUAAAAGCAGUGUGGUCACAGUCGACUGGAAUCGCGGACAUGUACAGUGUCUGCCCGCACAGACCACAGCUCCAGAGCGGAACUGCACAGAGACGUAAGCAGGACGCUUACCUCUUCAGUCCUGCUGAAAUUGAUCAUUCCAAACAACGUUUAAGAAACACGGAAGUCCUGGAUUUGAUGAUUGUAUGUUGUGAGAGUUGAGAGCUGUGAAUGUCGUCUCAUUUGAAAGCUUCUCAAGGGGAACUAAGGAUAAAAGGUGAAGUUAGCAUCAGUUAAACAGUUGAUGGAUGACGUGCUCCGGGUUGAAAGUGGCCAAAUUGAUAUUAAAGCCCUGUGGAAUCUCACUCCAGAGACAAGGAAGCUUCCUGUCGGUAGGAUCACCACCUUUUAAAAUGUUCUUUUGAUGUGGCCCGAGGUGGCUCGGUCUUGCUUCUGUCGUCUCGGAUCAUUCUCGUUUCCUAAAUGGUACCUGUCGAUGCUGUCCGCCUCCCCUCUGCCAUGCAUCCUCCGUUUAAAACAAAAGGGAUAAAGCCGGCCUGAGUGUCACUAAUGAACCCGAGCAGCCGGUGCCUCGUUGUUGUGUACAGGUUAUGUACAGUCUUCUUAACUCUCUUUUCUAAUGUCUAGUGUAUCAGUAUGUAUCUCUCACACCAACCUCAAUCUUUCUAACUAGCUGAUGUAACCUCCUACACACACACACACACAUACACACACAUUUGUAUGUAUGACCAUAAGUUUUAUUUCACUUCCAUUCUAUCUGUGAAACAAGCAGGUGUUUGGCGGCCUGUCUGAAAGUGUUUUAAGAGGCGGUCCCGUUACCCAGCUUCUUCCAGAUGUUGACCACAAACAUCACACGUCAUGCUCCCCAGCUGAUGACUGCUUUCCCUGGUUCAUGCCAACGUGUGUUUGUGUGGUUUUAUGAAGUUUCUGAACCAGAAACCUUGAAUCACACUGUUUCACUUUGAACACACACACACACGCACACCCUCUCUGACUUUGUGAACGCUAGAAGCGAUCUGGUUUUUGCUCCUGUUCAGCGUUUGAUCAGCGUGAAACUCUCAGCCUUUAAGUCUUACCAGUGUAGUUUCAAGUUUUAGCUCAAUAACUACAAAUCAUUUCUGCUUUCACACCAAAUGUUGGAGCUUUUAGGUGUGUUCCCUCACGUUACAGACGUCCACUGGUUUUCAUUCAUUGUUACGUUUUGUGCAGACACAAUGUUUACCGUUACACAAUUGAAGCAAUUUAAUGUUUUCAUGUGAUGUGAAUUCAGCAGCCAGUUAUAUUUCUCAAACACUGUCAAUGAGCUCUGAAGUAUACAGGGUCUGCGGUCUAAAGGCCAUGUGUAGAAUCUGUUUGGAUCAGGUCAACAGCAGCCGCAACUAAAGACCGAAAGCUACAACUGCCACCUCCAGUUAGAAAAGUGUCACGAGAUUAGUGGCCUCAUGUUUGGGUUGCGUAUUUCUGUUGACAUCACAAUCAGUUGAAAAAUGACCAGGCGUCCUCUGAUUUUUCUGCCACACUUCGAUGUAGUUUUAAAUGAUUUGUACGACUCAAGAGACAAACCAGGCCCUCGGUGUCCCCCAUAGCUCAUAGCUGUGUCAGUGCAGUACUUCCUGUUCCUUCCCGAACAAACAAGGAGCCUACUGUCUCUCAACAUGUGCGUUAGUGUGGAGCAGUGAAGCCACGUGUGUGUGUGUGUGUGCAUGCAUUUUUGUGUCUGUGCGUGUGUGUGUGUCCAGCUCUAAAAGAGGAAGUUGACCAACAGGAUCAUCUGCCAAAAGUUUGGUGAAUUCCUCAAACCGUGCAGGGCCAGUCAGCGUUAUUCUCCCUCCGUCAGCCUGUCUGUCUGAGGAGUCCUGUCUGCUCAGACAGCCUAAAGCUAAAGCCAAGCAGAGACCUCUUUGUCUGGAUUCAGACCGUUGUGUCAUGUAAUAGCUUCAAGCCAGAAGAAAGCCUGUUGUUGCACACACACACGCACACACCAUGAAGUCACAGAACAGGCCUGUACCCUGAGAUGGCCUUUGUCCACGCUGAACAAACUUGGUUUUGAUUAUUGGAGCACAGACAGUGUAUUGUCACGCAGGAGCAGACGGUCCCACGUGCCGUCUGGCCUUCUUGCCUCUUUAACGGUGACGCUCUGAUGUGAUGUUUAACCGCCGUAUUCUUCCAAAGCACUUUUUCAGUAUUUCCCCCUCAUCUGAUGGAUACAGACUAUGAGAGAGAGAGGGGGGAUGUGGGGAACAAAAGAAGAAAUCAGUUCUGAAGAAAACAUUUAGGUCAGUAGUCUAGGGAAAAGAAUAUCCUCAGCUCAAAGAGCUCACCAGCAUUUCGGAGCUUUCAGCCUCAUCUCACAGCUUUCUUCAGUGAACGGAGCGAGCUCUAUUGUGAUUCAGGUCCGGCGUCAAAGACCACCUGAACCAGCUCCUAUCGCUUGAUAAAGACCUGGAGAUGUGUUUGAAAACUACAAAUAAGCAAAUAAGUGUCCAUAUUAGUGUAGAUGAUUUAGAUAAUUCUGACAUCGAACCCCAGAAAAUCUAAACUCUCACGUGGCCACAGUUCUCUCACCAUAAUAGUGCCUCUCCCGUCAUGUCUGUCCACUGACACUCGUUAGUCCCUCGAAAGGUUCAGUAUGGUUAAAGCAAACAAGCUCAUACCGUGUGUCACUCAGCCAUGUCUAAAAGCAAAAGUGUUCUGAAACUCCAUCCUGGAUGAGUGUCCGGACCACAUCACACUUCCUUCUCUGUGUCUUUGGAGUGUCUCAACGCUGCGAAUCACACAAACGUGGUCAGCACACACACACACACACUUUUGUUGAAAGCGUUCAUGUUGUUGCACUUAGUUUUCUUCUACACGAAAAGUGACCUGAGACAGAAAUUCAGACCCCGCCUGCCGUCACACCUCAUUACACCUGACCAAUCACUGCGUGGACUUAUUUGUCCCAAUGGCCUUUUUCAGAGAGUUCCAAACUGUGUUUUUCAGACUCCGCACCCAGACCAGCUUGGCUCUUUCAGACACUGUGGUUUGUGCUGCGCUUUGCUCGUCGCAGUGUCAGAGUGUCUGAAAGGGCCGUUUCUGUCGGGGGCCUGUAUGUGUUCUCUGUCCUGUCGGCUUUGAGACGGGUGACAGGGUCACUGUUUUGAAUGAGUCACAUGUUCACCAUCUUUCUGCCUUGUAAGCACCCACAUGGAUUUGUCACCAGUUCCCAGGAACUUGGGCCAUCGUAACCCCCGGGAUCUGAUGAUCAGCCUUUCCGAUCUGGGAACCAAGAGGCCUUGUUUGAUUUCUGCUCCCAGAGGUCUGCUCAUUAAGACUCUGCCUUUGACUCUGCCUUCUAAGCUUUCUGUGAUACUGGUUUUUGAACACUGCGUCUUGUGUAUGUUCUGUGAAUCCCGACAUUACUCUGGUGACUGUAACAGUAUGAAUCCAGUGUUCAGACGGUGUUUUUUUCCUGGUCCAACAUUGAGCGGUUGUAUAUACCUGUGAGAGGAAACCAGUGUCACCUUACAUAGUCCAAACUAUGCAACAGCACUGCUCCACAGCCAUGACUUGGUAUCAUGUUGUUUUAAAAAAAAAAAAUCAUGUUGGGACUGACUGAUGAUUCUCUUAAUGCCAGUGUCUUAUAGAAAAAAAAUUAUCUCUAAUCACGUCAGGACAAAACAAAAUCUGCAAAUGAUUUGCCAAACAUACCGAAGUUUAGUGCCUCCUGUUCAAAGCUCUGCCUCUACUGUCAAUCAUGUUAACAAAGGUUUCGUGCCAUCUUUUUUUUUUUUCUUUUGUAAAUGAUGCCACAAUCUGUUUGAUGUCCUUAUCGAAUAAUUCAGAUAAAACAUUACUCGUACCAGUUUUGUUAUUUUCA
This is a messenger RNA of Larimichthys crocea (large yellow croaker), 6554 nucleotides long. RefSeq names its product guanine nucleotide binding protein (G protein), alpha 13b (gene gna13b). The transcript has 5 exons. Gene Ontology annotation, biological process: Rho protein signal transduction; adenylate cyclase-activating G protein-coupled receptor signaling pathway. Gene Ontology annotation, cellular component: brush border membrane; cytoplasm; heterotrimeric G-protein complex. Gene Ontology annotation, molecular function: guanyl nucleotide binding; GTPase activity; G-protein beta/gamma-subunit complex binding. The record is from RefSeq and is a predicted model, not a curated record. Lineage: Eukaryota; Metazoa; Chordata; Actinopteri; Sciaenidae. Bases 49 to 1185 code for a protein of 378 amino acids.